Molecule: messenger RNA, 1039 nt
Organism: Saitoella complicata NRRL Y-17804
Lineage: Eukaryota; Fungi; Ascomycota; Saitoellomycetes; Saitoellales; Saitoellaceae
Exons: 2
Coding region: 24-890 (288 amino acids)
Source: RefSeq, a predicted model, not a curated record
UUUCAGUCGAAGAUCUGCCAACAAUGGACAGAGAGGAUACAAAGACGGAGGAGCAACGACCCGUACCGUGGUUCAAGGCAUUGAUCACGUUUUGUGAGGAGCUGGGGUUGCAGGAGACGUUGGCUGGACUGGAGCUGGACCUGACGCUCUUCUCUCCGGCUCAAGAGGAACUCGUUGCGGGAAAGGUAUUGGACCUAUCGGAGCAGCUUAUGCUGUCUAAUACAGAGGGUUCUGGGCACGCUCUUGAAGCUCUCGAAGAAGAGGCUGUCAAUGCAGUUGCGAAAGCAAAGAAAGACAUGAAAGCUCUCAUCCGAGAAAAACGAGAACGAAUCGACGAAAGUAACCAGAACGAAUACCUCCGUAAACGAAAAGCCGUCGCCGAUCCCACCAACGAAGACGAAUCCGCCGCCCGCACCUCCGCAAUCCAAAUCGAUCGCUCCAUCCAAAUGCAAUACGAUCUCAUCCGCUACGCCAGCGGCCCUCUCGAACGUAGUACCUUCAUCGGCUCCGGUACAACAAUCCGACACGAUGCAAAAGCCGCAAUUCUCCCUCAAACACCCAAAGCCUACCUCGAAUCUGCCCAUAACGAGCGUAUCACAAAUAUCGAACAACACCUCAACAUAACCUACGCUCCGCGUCCGCCCGCAACGCUGGAGGGCCGGAUAGGAGCUGUGGAGAAGCAUAUCUUGAGGCUGGAGAGGGAUCAUCCCCCGUGGGCUGCGUUGCAUUUUCGGCAGCCGGGACGGGAGGACAAGGAAUGUGAGGCGACGGUUGUGAAGGUUAGGUUUGAGGAUGCGGUUAGUAGGGAGGAGGUUAGGAAGCAGAAGAAGAAGGGUGGGGUUAAGAAGGAGAAGAGUUCGGGUCUGGGGUUGAGGAAGACGUGGGAGUGAGACGCACACGGCAAUGGUGAACCGGGAUUCUGUUCACGUGUAUGCACAUGAGAGGUGUAUAUGCUACGAAGUUCCGUCUACGUCUUCAGCGUCCGAGGACACAUAUUCGGCCCGGCCCCUGCCGCCGUUAUGAUGUCAGGAAGGAAGCU